AUGAUGGCAGCAUAUCAACCUACGCCUGGAGUAGGGCACCCGGGCCUGCCUCACGGACAUCCAGGCAUGGCGCCGACGCCGGGCCACAUGGGUCAAACAAUGCAGAUGCACCCGGGAGUCUCUGGGGCGCCUCAUGUGAGCCAGCCCGGUGCCAUGAUGGGCAUGCAGCCUGGUGCGCAGGGCAUGGGCCCUGGUGGAAUGGGCGGACAGCACCCCAAUGGCAUGAUGCAGGCGCAGAUGGGCGGCCACAGCGUGGCAGGUGGCAUGCCCGGACAGCAGAACAUGAGCCAUAUGACACCGCAGCAGGCAAUGCAGCAGCAGGUCAUGAUGCAGCAGAUGCAAAACAAUCCACAAUUGUUGCAGCAGCAGCAAAUGCUCCGUAUGCGCCAUCAUCAGCAGCAACAGAUGCUCCAACAGCAAGCUGCCGCUCAGCAAAACGGCAUGAACAGUAUGCAGCAAGGCAUGCAAUUAACACCGCAGCAGAUGGCACAAAUGCAGCACGCACAGGCACAGCAACAGCAGCAGCAACAGCAGCAGCAAGCGGGUGGCCAGUCUGUUCAGCUGCCGGCACAUCUGAUGCAGCAGCAGAUGGCCCUUCACCAGCAGCGAAUGCAAGCCCAGGCGCAACAGCAACAACAGACCCAGUUGCAACAGCAAAUGGCAAUGCAGCACGUCAAUUCUCAGCAGAGCAACCAGGGGCAACCCACUCCGCAGAAUCCUCAGGCACAACCAAACAAUCCUCAGCAAAUACGACCACAAUCUCGAAUGGCGAACCCAAACGAGCAAGCCCAAGCCAGCCAGCAACAGCAUCAGGCCCAAGGCCAGGCCCAACCAGUCUCGGCGCCGAACCAGCAAGCUGCUCAACAAGGACAACAGGCAAAUGCCCAAAAUACACCCCAGGCUCUGCAGCGGCAGCAACAGAUAGCCAUGAUGCAGCGACAACAGAUGCUGGCACAGCAACGACAACAGGCGGCGAUGCACAACCAAAGCACGACUCAGCAAGCGACAAACGCUCAAGGAGGCAUGUUUAUUUUGAGGUUAAUGAGCUUCAGUGACCACAUUGGUCAAUUCACCGAGGAAAGCGGCAAGCAAAUGGCGGCUUGGAACAGUCUAGUGGACAAACAUUUCGCACCCGAAGGUCGCCUCAUUCAUAGCUUCGACAACGACCCAGCUGGCCAGCGCAACAAGAAUUAUGAGGUACUUCGACCGAGCGUGGCGCGGUAUUUCUGGACAUACUUCGAUUCUGGGGCGAGUUCAUUACGCCUACACACUGAGAAUGCUCGCGAGGUCCCGAAUCCCAGUGGUAGCCAUCAAGUGGUUUGUCAGAACGCGAUUUUCUCUGUCUCGUAUCCGAGUGGUGCUCGGCUAGAGAUGACUGGGUCCUUGCAAGUCCUCUUCAGCGCUGGAAGCGAUGCGAUUGAGUGUCUCCAGUUCUCCACUGCGAACACAGAUGAGAUAAUUUCUCGAUCUCGGAUCGAGAAGGUGGUCAGCGAAUGGUCACCCUCUUUGCCGAACAAGUCGCCGAAGAUGGCGAAGAACAAAUUGCCGAAAGCUCAGCAGAAGAUGCAGGAACAACAAGAUCGGUUGACCAUGGACCAUUUUCCGAAAGCGCCCAAGGGAACACUCGGCGUCUCCUCCAAGGUGCAAUAUUUUCUAGAGAUGGGCGAAACAAUGAACCUGAUGUCUGAUCUCAUGUCGUGCGCCCAGGAAAAGAAGAUUCGUCCUGAGCAAGCUCUGGAACAUCUUGCAGCACAAAAUGAAGCUAAUGGCCAAACACAGCAAGGCGGUAACACGCAGAUACACCUUCCCAUGAACGGUGUUCCACAAGGAGCGAGAACACCAAGUAUGGGCAAUAUGCAGAUGCCGCAAAACGGCCAAGGCGGAGCAUAUGCGUCACCUUCUGUCGCCAAUCUGAAUCUGCCUAACGGGAUGAAUGGCUCACCACAUCUGGGCAAUCAUCCUGGUAACCUCGCGCCCAACAUGGGUUUAGCAAACUCACACACGCCAUCGCCCCACCAGUCGAACAUGGCGGCACCACCUAUGGUCCCGCAGCAUAGCCAGCAGGGUACCAAUAGCAGCGUCGCAAGCGCCAACACCAGUCCCAAUAUGAACAACACAGGCGCCAAGCGGAGACGAAGUACUGUCAAGCUCGAAGGAGACGAUGGCGGCGGCCCAGACAACUCCAACCGGGUCAAACCAAGUCCUCGCAUGGCGAAGAAGGCGAGACCUUGA
Molecule: messenger RNA, 2232 nt
Organism: Fulvia fulva
Lineage: Eukaryota; Fungi; Ascomycota; Dothideomycetes; Mycosphaerellales; Mycosphaerellaceae
Product: Transcriptional activator ptaB
Exons: 3
Coding region: 1-2232 (743 amino acids)
Biological process (GO): negative regulation of transcription by RNA polymerase II; positive regulation of transcription by RNA polymerase II
Cellular component (GO): transcription regulator complex; nucleus
Source: RefSeq, a predicted model, not a curated record